Linderina pennispora is the source of this 966-nucleotide messenger RNA. RefSeq lists its product as uncharacterized. The transcript has 3 exons. The coding region runs from base 1 to 966 and encodes 321 amino acids. Lineage: Eukaryota; Fungi; Kickxellomycota; Kickxellomycetes; Kickxellales; Kickxellaceae. The record is from RefSeq and is a predicted model, not a curated record.
AUGAACGCGCGCAUAGUGGCAUUUUUGGUUUUCUAUAUUGCAGCGGCUGCGCAUACAUGUUUGGCACAGUAUAAUGCGACAGGGCAUCUAGUGCGGCGGCAGAACGCCGGGUGCGAGGCGGGCAAGACGUACUGUGAGCAGUUCGGGUGUCUCGCUACAUCAGCGUGUCCGGAAGUGUGCACGAACCGCAAGGACCGCACGUCGUGCAAUUUCAGCGUGGAGGGCCACGGGUGCCGGUGGGAAUCAGAGGCAUGUGUGGUGGACGUGCAGUGCAAGGUGAAUCCGGACGGGUCGUGCCCGCAGUUCUGCGUGGGGUGCGGGGAGUUCCAGUGCGUGAAUUUGGGGCUGAGCUGCCCGCUGCCGUGUGCGGUGCGCAUGGAAUCGGGGUGCAAUACGGCGAUGCUGUAUAAUGGGGUGUCGUGCAAGUGGCAGGGCGGCAAGUGCAGCCCGUGGAAUGCCCUGGAGGAUAAGCCGCUGGCGGCUGGGUUUGUGGUGGCGACGCAGGAUUUCGUCACGGGGUCAGCCGCAUCACGCACGCAGGAGAGCACGCAGGAAAAUCUACUGGAGAGCUCGCUGGAGAGCUCGCAGGAGCCAACGGUAGAGUCAUCCACAGACGAGCUGUCUACGGAGGCGGAGGACUCAUUGGACGCCUCCAGUGAAUUGGACAGCGCAUCGGAGGAGGAGGAUAGUGCCAGCAGCACGGCGCAGUUUGAGGGCGUGAAUUCGACGGUUGCGUCGCGGUCGUCGGGGCUGGGGGCAGGGCCGAUCGUGGGGAUUGCGAUCGGGUCGCUGGCGAUCAUCGGGCUGGUAUCGUGGAUUGUGCUGUACAAGGUCACGAAGAACCGGCGCGGGGCGGCAGACAGUUACUUGGACAUCGACAAGCACAACCCCGGGCAGGACCCAUACGGCAGCAAGGUCGACCUGAUCACGACGGCAGCGGAGCUGGCGCACAUGGGCAGGCGAUAA